This is a messenger RNA of Phyllostomus discolor (pale spear-nosed bat), 5179 nucleotides long. It is a transcript of the gene CLCN1, whose product is annotated as chloride voltage-gated channel 1. Gene Ontology annotation, molecular function: voltage-gated chloride channel activity. The record is from RefSeq and is a predicted model, not a curated record. The transcript is spliced from 22 exons. Lineage: Eukaryota; Metazoa; Chordata; Mammalia; Chiroptera; Phyllostomidae. Gene Ontology annotation, cellular component: membrane. The coding region runs from base 577 to 3420 and encodes 947 amino acids. Gene Ontology annotation, biological process: transmembrane transport; chloride transport.
GGAAAGAUGGCAGAGAGGCGUCAGCUCCUCCCUGAGGCGAGUUACUCUCCAGUGUUUCGGGGCCUUGGAAUCACCGUCGGGCAUCGGAGCCUCACCUUCCACUUACUGGAGCAGAGAUGGGACUUUUUUUUUUUUUUUUUGAGAGAUGGGACACUUCCCUGGUAUAGAUUUAACACGCUCUGGGCACACACAGGUUUGAGAGCACGCUACGCAGUUUUCCUUCCUGGUCUGGGCGAUAUUUCCAGGGGGACCAGGGGCUUGGGGCUGGGAGCCUCCUAGUGACUCAGGAGGAGGACAGUGCUGCCGCCCAGCUGAGGGAAUUCCCUGUGGGGCUGUCCCUCAGGUCGCCACCCCAACCUCCUCCCCAGCCCGCACUGCUCUCACACCUGCUUCGACCCCAAGCAGAGAUCAGAUGUGGCUGUGUGGGGGGUCAUGUGAUGGAGAGAUAGCUAUAAAUAGCUGGGGGUGGGCACGCUGCCCCAGACGCCUUGGGGACAGGCAAGAGGACAGGCUUAAGGAGCUGUCCUGGGGGGAGGACGGGGGCAAGCAGGCCAAGGCCUGGCCGGGGGAGGGAGCAUGGAGCCGUCUGGGUCCCAGCGGCGUGGGCGCGAACAAAGCUGGUGGGGCAGUGCCCCCCAGUACCAGUACGUGCCCUUCGAACACUGCACCAGCUACGGACUGCCCUCCGAGAACGGGGCCCUCCAGCACAGGCACCGGAAGGAUGCAGGCCCCCAUCCCAACUCCCACCCCCGCCAGAUUUAUGGCCAUCACAAGGAGCAAUUCUCAGCCAAGGAGCAGGACACGGGGAUGCCCAAGCAGAUGGGCUCCAGUGCCACCAUGGACAGCACAGAUGAGGACCACUAUUCUAAAUGCCAAGACUGCGUCUGCCGCCUGGGACGCAUGGUGAGGAGGAAACUGGGGGAAGACUGGAUCUUUCUGGUGCUCCUGGGACUGCUUAUGGCUCUGGUUAGCUGGAGCAUGGAUUAUGUCAGUGCCAAAACCCUUCAGGCCUACAAGUGGACCUACUACCAGAUGCAGCCCAGCCUGCCGCUGCAGUACCUGAUCUGGGUCACCUUCCCACUGAUUCUCAUCCUCUUCAGCGCCCUCUUCUGCCACCUCAUCUCUCCCCAGGCUGUUGGCUCUGGGAUUCCCGAAAUGAAGACGAUCCUUCGUGGGGUCAUCCUGAAGGAGUAUCUCACCCUCAAGGCCUUCGUGGCCAAGGUCGUGGCGCUGACUGCGGGGCUGGGCAGUGGCAUUCCUGUGGGGAAGGAGGGCCCCUUUGUCCACAUUGCCAGCAUCUGUGCGGCCGUCCUCAGCCAGUUCAUGUCUGUGCUUUCUGGGGUCCAUGAGCAGCCAUACUAUUACACGGACAUGCUGACGGUGGGCUGUGCCGUGGGAGUCGGCUGUUGCUUUGGGACCCCCCUUGGAGGAGUGCUGUUCAGCAUCGAGGUCACGUCUACGUACUUUGCUGUGCACAACUACUGGAGAGGGUUCUUUGCAGCCACGUUCAGCGCCUUUGUCUUCCGAGUUUUGGCCGUGUGGAACAAGGAUGCCGUCACCAUCACCGCUCUCUUCAGAACCAACUUCCGGAUGGACUUCCCCUUUGACCUGCAGGAACUCCCAGCCUUUGCUGUCAUCGGCCGCCUGCUGUAUCCUGGAAUUGUCACCUUUGUCAUCGCCUCGUUCACCUUUCCACCAGGAGUGGGUCAAUUCAUGGCUGGAGAGUUGAUGCCUCGGGAAGCCAUCAGCACCCUGUUUGACAACAACACGUGGGUAAAACACAUAGGUGACCCCAAAAGCCUGGGCCAGUCAGCGGUGUGGAUCCACCCACAGGUCAACGUUGUCAUCAUCAUUCUCCUCUUCUUCAUCAUGAAGUUCUGGAUGUCCAUCGUGGCCACCACUAUGCCCAUCCCCUGCGGGGGCUUCAUGCCUGUGUUUGUGCUUGGAGCUGCAUUUGGAAGGCUGGUGGGAGAGAUCAUGGCCAUGAUAUUUCCUGAUGGUAUCUUAUUUGAUGGCAUCCUCUACAAGAUCCUACCUGGGGGCUACGCAGUGAUUGGAGCGGCAGCGCUGACCGGGGCGGUGUCCCACACAGUCUCCACGGCCGUGAUCUGCUUCGAACUAACGGGUCAGAUCGCGCACAUCCUACCCAUGAUGGUGGCUGUUAUCUUGGCCAACAUGGUGGCCCAGAGCCUGCAGCCCUCCCUCUAUGACAGCAUCAUCCAGGUCAAGAAGCUACCCUACUUGCCUGACCUUGGUUGGAACCAGCUCAGCAAAUUUACAAUCUUUGUUGAAGACAUCAUGGUACGUGAUGUGAAGUUCGUUUCCGCUUCUUGCACGUAUGGGGAGUUGCAAACCCUGCUCCAGACCACCACAGCGAAGACUUUACCACUGGUUGAUUCAAAAGAUUCAAUGAUCUUGCUGGGCUCCGUGGAGCGGUCAGAACUUCAGGCCCUCCUGCAGCGCCACCUGAGCCCGGAGCGGAGGCUGCGGGAAGCCCAGGACCUGGCCAGGAAGCUGUCUGAGCUGCCCUUUGAUGGGAAGGCGCGGCCGGCUGGGGAGGGAUACCAGGGCUCCUCGCCCUCUGGCCGGCCAGAGUCCUUCGCCUUUGUGGAUGAGGAUGAAGAUGAAGAAAUCUCUGGGAAACCCGAGCUGCCUCCUCUUCCUCCCCCUCAACACUUUCCUAUGGUUCCACUGGCCCCUGAAGAGCCCAAUGGGCCCCUGCCCAGCCUCAAGCAGCAGCCAGAGGCACCGGAACCUGCAGGUCAAAGACGCUCCAUCUUUCAGUCUCUGCUGCGCUGUCUGCUGGGCAAAACUCGCCCCACAAAGAAGAAAACAAGCCAGGACUCAACAGACUUAGUGGACAACAUGUCACCCGAAGAGGUUGAGGCCUGGGAGCAAGAGCAGCUGAGCCAGCCUGUCUGCUUUGACUGCUGCUGCAUUGACCAGUCCCCUUUCCAGCUGGUGGAGCAGACGUCCCUGCACAAGACGCACACACUGUUCUCACUCCUCGGCCUCCACCUUGCCUACGUGACCAGUAUGGGGAAGCUGCGGGGCGUGCUGGCACUGGAGGAGCUGCAGAAAGCCAUCGAGGGGCACACCAAGUCAGGGGUGCAGCUCCGCCCUCCCCUGGCCAGCUUUCGGAGCACAACGUCCACGCCAAAGACUCCCGGGGGCCCGCUCCCUCCCACAGAGGGGUGGAGCCUGCCCGAGGACGGAACUGGGGCGGCUGAGCCAGAGGACGUGGUCCCUAUCCCUCCGGAGCACCCAGUGCCCUUGGCCGCCCCCAAAGCAGAGAGUGAGCUAGAGGAGCUGGAGCUGGCGGACAGCCCGGGGCCAGAGGAGGAGCUGGCUGACAUCUUGCAGGGCCCCAGUCUUCGGUCCACCGAUGAGGAGGAGGAUGAGGACGAACUGAUUCUUUGACUGCCCCCAGGACGGCCCCAUCAGACUGUCAAGAGGCCGAGGCCCGAGGGUGGGUUUCAGUGGGAGAGGGUACGUCCCUAAGUUGGAGCGAUCAUGCCGAUAUGCUGGCCCCUCCUUGGAAUUUUAAAAUGUGAUGGUGAUGGUCUUAGAGGAGUCCAGAUUUGGGCAGGGACUAGCCUCGAUCAAUUAUGUAGGCAUGUCCCCCAUUCCCAGGCAUCUCGGUGAAGGGCUCAUGUACUCGCUGGAGCUUCCUGAGUUUUUCCCCCAGUGUAGGUGGGGGACUCCCUGCCUCUCUCCUCCCCUCAUCCCCCCGCCCCCCAACUCCCUGUGUUCUCUCCCAGCACCCCCUGGCUCUGCACAUCUGUCCUUCAGUUCCCACAGGUGUGGGUGAAGGGAGACCCCGGAUGGCUGUGGCCCUGCAAGUGUCAUACUGGAGGAGGAGAGGGGACCACCCCAUGGCCUCGUGAACUGGCGGCCCCAGAAUAUACCGCAGACCCUCCAUAGCCCUUCUCCCAGAGCCCCCCACUCCGUACUCUCCCACGUCCUGAAGUUGGCCUCUAGACUCCGACUGGCUCCCACUGUCUGUCCCCAAGCAAGGGCAUGACUAGGACAGCAACAGGCCUCUCCUAUGUCCUGGAUUCAAGCAGUGAACUGUGGAGAAAGAUGCUAUCAAGGAGAGAAUGUCGCAGGAGGCUCUGUGUGGAAGGGGCACCGCGGGCCAAGCGGCCGUGCUGCCCCUGUGGCGCUGCCUUCUCCAGCAGACAUCCUCCCUGUCGUCUGGUCACAGCUUCCUCGCCCUGUUUCCAGGUCACUUCCUGGAAAACCCACCCCCUCUCUUCCCGGGGGGUCAUUGAUUUGUCCCUCCCAAUAGAGGGUGGACAGCUCUGCCCUCAAGCUGCUCGGGCUGAGGCCUCUCCUGCCCGGAACUGAGGCUCGGGCCAGCCAGGCCCCUCAGACACCAGCCCUUAGACUAGUUCUCUGUGCCCUUCCUCUUGGGGUGGACGGCUGGGGGUUCAAUGUCAAAAGGCAGACCUCUUUGAUGUGUCCACACUUGGGAAGUCUGAACCACAUCCUCCCCAAAUCAGCAACAGGGAGACUGCCUUUUCUGGGAGUGGUCCCAGGGGCUCUGAGCGUGCAAAACCCCUGCUCCCACCUCCCAGGCUUUCCCCCUUUCUCCUCCAUGCCCUCCGGUUGUGUCCCCUCUCCGAGGGGACACUGUCCUCCUUCACCCCCCCCCCCACCACCCGGGCCCAGUCUCCAUCCCCCAAAUAAGACACUCAUAGUCGGAGGGUGCCACCACAUUCUGUUUAGUGCCAAUGAACACAGCCUGGAGCCCUCUCCAGCGUCACACCCCUACCCCCUCCCCAGGCCAAGAGAGAGGCUGUAGCCUGGGGAGGGGGCUGGCAGCGGGCAUUUGAGCCCAGUGCCCACGUGUAUAUAAUCUAUAAUAUUUAUAUAUAUUUAUAUAAUUCUCUCUGUAAUAUAUGCCAUAGAAUCUCUCUUGGGCCUGGGAGGGGGGACGUCACAUUAAGAAAACAUGCUGAGACUGGCCGUGAAAGUGGAUCUUCCCCAGACCUGGAAGACGAGCAUGGGCUGUGGGGGCAGGGGCGGGGCAAAGGUCGUAAACACAGUCACCACGUUUCGCUCCUUAACCCAAGGAUAAGAAGGAAGGGGGUGGGCAGGGGGCAGGCGGAAGGGGAGGAAUGGGAGGUUUGGGUUUUCCUUAAUAAACAAUUAAAAAUAAAAGUACACCCCCCUC